This is a messenger RNA of Trichoderma atroviride IMI 206040, 396 nucleotides long. Lineage: Eukaryota; Fungi; Ascomycota; Sordariomycetes; Hypocreales; Hypocreaceae. The record is from RefSeq and is a predicted model, not a curated record.
GGCCCAUACGUUUCACCUUUUCUUCUAAGCGCUGUGCUGUCGCAAGCUGCUCGGUAUUCGCCACGACCAGACGCCAAAGAUGUCGGUGAACGCUUUGCAAAACGUGCCCUCGGGCUCCUCGUUAAGGAUAUUGAUCGAGGAAGUUCCAUCGCCACGCUCCAGGGCCUGCUAAUAUUCUCAUCGCGAGAAUGCGCGUGCGGGAGGACGUCACAAGGCUGGCUAUACAGCGGCAUGGCCUUUCGUAUGGCCAGAGACUUGGGCUUGCAUGUGGAUCCCAAGAAGCUCGGCCCGCUGUCGUCACAGUUCUCAGGCGAAGAUCUCGCGCUGCGGCAGCAAAUGUUCUGGAGUUGCUACUCAUGGGACAAGACUAUGAGUUUGUGUCUAGGCCGAGCCCCU